Myotis brandtii (Brandt's bat) is the source of this 3996-nucleotide messenger RNA. RefSeq names its product FERM, RhoGEF and pleckstrin domain protein 2 (gene FARP2). Gene Ontology annotation, molecular function: guanyl-nucleotide exchange factor activity; cytoskeletal protein binding. NCBI's taxonomy places the organism in Eukaryota, Metazoa, Chordata, Mammalia, Chiroptera, Vespertilionidae. Gene Ontology annotation, cellular component: cytoskeleton. The transcript has 29 exons. The record is from RefSeq and is a predicted model, not a curated record. Bases 213 to 3401 code for a protein of 1062 amino acids.
CCUGGGGACACCUUUCUGUUUUCGUGAGCUGCCCUUCAACACCAGAGGUUUUUGAGGUUGGUGACUGUGACUGCCCUUCCUGGUACUUGAGGGACAGCAUUGCCCAGGAUGCAGGUUCUUGUCAGUCCUUAGGCUUCACAUAUGUGACAUCAAUCCUGAAGCACCUGUUGGAGCAAGUGUACAGCGUAUUCCUCACUCUUAGCUGAUGAAGAAUGGGGGAGAUAGAAGGAACAUACCGAGCCCUGCAGACCCCAGGGGCACGCCUUGGCACCCAGCCCCCGGCAGGAGUGAGCACCCUGGAGCCUGGGCAGGCUCCCUCAGCAGGGAUGACGCGGAUGGCAGCUAGAAUGCAGGAGAAGCGCUUUCCUCUCAGAGUAAAGCUGCUGGACAACUCUGUGGAAAUGUUUGACAUUGAGCCUAAAUGUGACGGCCAGGUUUUAUUGACCCAAGUGUGGAGGCGUUUGAAUCUGAUAGAAUGUGACUACUUCGGGUUGGAGUUUCAAAACGUCCCAUCCUACUGGAUUUGGCUUGAACCUAUGAAACCCAUCAGUAGGCAAGUACGAAGGCCAAAGAACGCAAUGCUUCGCCUAGCAGUAAAAUUUUUUCCACCCGAUCCGGGUCAGUUGCAGGAGGAAUACACACGAUACUUGUUUGCCUUGCAACUUAAGAGAGACCUGUUGGAAGAGCGUCUGACCUGCACAGACACCACAGCGGCCCUCCUCACAUCCCACCUUCUGCAGUCGGAAAUAGGAGAUUAUGAUGAAACCCUGGAUCGGGAGCACCUCAAAGUCAACAAGUACCUGCCCCAUCAGGAGUGUUGUCUAGAGAAGAUCCUAGAAUUCCAUCGGAAGCACAUGGGCCAGACGCCAGCCGAGUCAGAUUUCCAGGUGCUCGAGGUCGCCCGGAAGUUGGAAAUGUAUGGCAUCAGGUUUCACAAGGCUUCCGACAGGGAGGGAGCCAAGAUUAACCUGGCUGUGUCCCACAUGGGGGUCCUCGUGUUCCAGUCCACCACCAAAAUCAACACCUUCAACUGGUCCCGGGUCCGGAAACUCAGCUUCAAGAGGAAAAGAUUCCUUAUCAAACUCCACCCAGAGGUCCAUGGACCUUACCAGGACACACUGGAGUUCUUGUUGGGUAGCAGAGAUGAAUGUAAGAACUUCUGGAAGAUCUGUGUGGAGUAUCACACCUUCUUUAGACUCUUUGAUCAACCGAAGCCAAAGGCUAAGGCUGUCCUCUUCAGCAGGGGCUCCUCCUUCAGAUACAGUGGAAGAACUCAGAAACAACUAGUAGAUUAUGUCAAAGACGGUGUGAUGACAAGAACGUCCUAUGAAAGAAGACACAGCAGGACGCGGACGUCAGGCCGCGCUCUAACUACAGAAUUGCCAAAGCAGAGCAUCUCCUUCACUGAGGGCAUGAGGACUUCUGCGUCCCCAUCAUCAACACAUGCCUCCUUCUAUUCAGUCCCUACCUCCCCAGUUGCCCCUCCUGGCCGGCCCAAUAUCAAGGACAGCAUCAUCUCCCUGACAGAGCCCCAGGCUCCCCACACCAAGAGGCCGGCUGCAGAGAGGAGCUGCGAAGCCAUGGAAGGACCCGACAUGAGACAGGCCCAGCCCCCAGGGCCCCCUGCGCUCCAGCCUGUUCAAGGCCUUCCCAUGGACAGUCCUCAGCCUUCUCCCUCCACCCGGAAGAGCCCACUGAGCCUGAGCCCUGUAUUUCAGGUGACGCUGGGCCCAGCUGAGCGGGGCUCGUCCCCACUCCUGAGCCCUGUCCUUAGCGACGCUGGCGGAACCAGGAUGGACGAUGAGGAGGAGCCGAAACACAAGAAAUUGGUGAGGACCAACAAUAUUCGAAAGGGCACGGGCGCCGACGAGGCCUACUUCAUAGCGAAGGAGAUUCUCGCCACAGAACGCACAUACCUGAAGGAUUUAGAAGUUAUCACUGUGUGGUUCCGAAGCGCCGUGGUCAAGGAGGACGCCAUGCCUGCGGACCUGAUGACGCUGCUCUUCUCCAACAUCGACCCCAUCUACGAGUUCCACAGGGGCUUCCUGUGUGAGGUGGAGCAGAGGCUGGCACUCUGGGAAGGACCUUCCGGUGCCCAGGCCCCAGGCAGCCACCAGCGGAUCGGGGACGUCCUGCUCAGGAACAUGCGCCAGUUAAAGCAGUUCACCGGCUACUUCCAAAGGCACGACGAGGUCCUGACGGAACUGGAAAAGGCCACCAAACGCUUCAAGAAGCUAGAGACCGUGUACAAAGAGUUCGAGCUCCAGAAAGUCUGCUACUUGCCUCUCAACACGUUCUUGCUGAAGCCCAUCCAGCGACUGGUGCACUAUCGCCUGCUGCUGCGGCGGCUGUGCGGGCACUACGCGCCCGGGCACCACGACUACACCGACUGCUGUGACGCCCUCCAGGUCAUCACGGAAGUGACCUCCAUACUACAACACAGCCUCGUCCGACUGGAGAACCUCCAGAAGCUGACAGAGCUGCAGCGGGACUUGGUUGGCAUAGAGAACCUCAUCGCUCCAGGCAGGGAGUUCAUCCGUGAGGGCUGCCUGCACAAGCUCACCAGGAAGGGCCUGCAGCAGAGAAUGUUCUUUCUGUUCUCAGAUAUGUUGCUGUACACAAGCAGAGGUGUCUCGGGAACCAGCCACUUCCGGAUCCGGGGCCUCCUCCCGCUUCGUGGCAUGCUGCUAAUAGUACUGGACCCACCGGUAGAAGAAAGCAAGAGUGAGUGGUCUGUUCCACACUGUUUUACUAUUUAUGCAGCUCAAAAAACAAUCAUGGUGGCAGCCAGCACUGAGCUGGAAAAGGAGAAGUGGAUGCAUGACCUGAACAAUGCCAUUGAAGCGGCAAAGAGCGGUGGCAACAUGACCCUGGCUCUGCCAGGCAGCGCGGUGUGCGUUCCUCCCCGCAGACCCUCCGAUGAAGUCUCCCUGGAGCAGGAGUCAGAAGAUGAUGCACAUGGUCCCCACAGCUCCUCGGAGGGGCAGGGCCAGCACCGGGCCAACACCACGGUGCACGUGUGCUGGUACCGGAACACCAGUGUCUCCAGAGCUGACCACAGUGCAGCCGUUGAGAACCAGCUUUCAGGGUAUCUGCUAAGAAAGUUCAAAAACAGUAAUGGCUGGCAGAAGCUCUGGGUGGUCUUCACCAAUUUCUGCUUGUUCUUCUACAAAACACAUCAGGAUGACUAUCCCCUGGCUAGCCUCCCGCUGCUGGGCUACAGUGUGAGCAUCCCCAGGGAGGCUGACGGCAUCCACAAGGAGCAUGUCUUCAAGCUGCAGUUCAAAUCUCAUGUUUACUUCUUCCGGGCCGAGAGCAAGUACACAUUUGGGAGGUGGAUGGAGGUGAUUGAGAGAGCCAGCAGCUCGCCCGGGAAGGCUGGGGGCCCCGAGGAGGCAUGAAGCCCAUUCUGCCUGGAUGAGGACAGCGCCCAGGAAGCAAAGCACAGUCAGCACAGGCCCCACGACUGCUCAUCCCGAGUCUUCCCAACCAUGGAUCAGCUGUAUGGGUGGGCCUCACUGUGACAUCUGGGAAGGACACUGUCCUCCUGAAGACCCAGUGCAGUCCCCUGGCCCUGUGGGGCCCUGGCAAGAACACCAAAGUGAAAAUGCAGGCCCAGCUCCAGGGUGGCCACCAAGCUGGUGCUCGCCUGCCCUCUCCUCUUCUAGAACAGGGCCCUGCUGAGAAAGGGCUUUGAGCAGGAACUAGGGUGGCCCCGAAUCACUCACUGCUGUACACAGGCCUGGCUGCCCUGUCCUUCAGUCUGGGUCAACCAGGGGUGUGGCACAGGCCUCAGGUCACAGCUGCACAAAAGUCCAGCAUAAGCCACUCUGGUGCCCACCCACAUACCUCUGGAGAAGUGGAAACCAAAGUUCCUUAUGGCCCUGGGAGGGCAAGGGCCUCUAAUUUAUUAGUACCCAGUAUUUCUUAACGAGUGGAAGUAGACAUGCACCUGCUUAUGUGUGUGUGGCUGAAAAUAAAGGGCAUCUUUCUGCA